This is a messenger RNA of Stylophora pistillata, 2470 nucleotides long. RefSeq names its product fibronectin type III domain-containing protein-like. Gene Ontology annotation, biological process: cell-cell adhesion. NCBI's taxonomy places the organism in Eukaryota, Metazoa, Cnidaria, Anthozoa, Scleractinia, Pocilloporidae. The record is from RefSeq and is a predicted model, not a curated record.
ACCCAAGAUCAUAUGGUGGAAAGAUGGCAAAAUGAUCGACGAUAUCAAAUAUGAGUAUUCUCUUCCAAGACAACAUUUCAACAGGCUUUUGUUCAUCGACAAAGUUACCAAUAAACAUCAGGGAAAUUAUACUUGUACGGCAGUUUCAGCGUCUGGGAAGAAACGUGUGUCAGCCUCUACCUACCUCACAGUGAAAGCCUCACCCGAAUGGAAAGUAAGAUCUGAUCGGAAAAUCGAAGUACAGAGAUCGAAAAACUUAUCCUUGAUGUUGAUCGCAGACGGUUUUCCAAGUCCAAGCUACCAGUGGCUCAGAAAUGGAAAAGAAAUCGACGCUUCAGGCAGCUCUCGGGUGAAAAUAGAGAAGAACAAAUUACAUCUGAUUCAUGUGGACAGCUGGCACGAUGCCGUGUUUCAGUGUGUUGCAGAAAAUGAUCAAGGAAUGAUUGUGUCCUCUGUUUGGGUUGAUGUUGAGGACUCGCCAACCAGCCUUGCCCCAAGUUCAAGAAGUGGAUUCUUCUCAGAUAAUGCAUUGUGGAUCAUUAUAACUGCUGUCCUGGGAGUGCUUUUCAUUGUGGCAGUUAUUAUCAUCAUAGUUUUUUAUAAACGAAGAAAAGCCAGAGAACAUGGAGAGACAUCGGAUGCCACGGAGGAAACUCCACGAUACCUGGAUGUAUGCCAAAGUAACUCAUCCGCACCUCGGACCAAUGCGACCGAAGUUACAGGCGGAAAGAAACCAAGGAGACGUGCUACUCUCCCUCCGCUCCCCCUGUAUCAAGCCCUUGACCCAACAACUACAGCAAUGCCAAGUUAUGAACCAAUAGACAGUGAACAGGACCUCAAUGAUAGCGGGUUGUAUGAGAAGUUAGAUUUUAGAUCCAUGAAAAGUGGCCAUGAAUAUGUUAAUCCUGAGCGACCUAUUCCUGAAUAUCUCGAGCUUGUAAAUGACACCCAGGUGCCACCUGGAAAUACCGCGUCUAAUGCGCAAACGAAGGGGCCUGGAAAAUACUGUUAUAUACCAAUGGAAAAUGGCGACUCCAAUAAUGUUUUAAAUAAUUCUUCGCCACAAGACUACGUCUCGAUCGAAAACGGAAUGCACAGCAAAGCCUUAAAUAACUCGACGCCACAGGAUUAUGUUCCAAUGGAUGCAUCGAAUAUGAGAAAUAAUCCUUCUUUGCCUAUGGCGGGAAGAUCUGAUGGAUCAGCUGUUGAAACUAGAGAUCGAACUUCCUCAGCAGACUAUUACCAGCCUAUGGCGAACAAUGGUGACUCAUGUGAGCAAGGAAGCCCACAGACCUCUUCCCUUGGGGAUUAUUAUUCACCGAUGGCAGGAAGUACUCUCAGUGGACCAGCGAGCAACGCAAAUGCUCAUAAUGAAGUUAUGUCCAGCAAACUGUAAGGAUUUGUGUUGUAGUGGAAUUCAAACCAUCCGACAAAUGUUUUCAAAAUUUUUCGUUAAUUUAACUUUGUCAUUCAACCUGUUUCAAAAGAACCCGUUUCUGAAAGAUUCCUUUUAAUUGCUUGUAAGAUUCUACCUUUCGACGUUUUAAUCGUUAGUGGCGUCACUACUAAGAAACAGAAUUGACAAGUUCGCAAUUCUUUUUAAGCAUCGAAUAAUGAAAUUUCAGUUUGAAAGUUAUUUUAACGCCCAAUGAAGAAUUAUGUCAAAGUGUAAUACGAAAUUUUAACACAAAAUUUAGGCGUGUACCUAAUGCUUUUGACGUGGAAUCUCUUCUCAUUAAGAACGCAAUUAUAUCCCUCUGGGAAUCAUGCCAUAGCGCAUAGAUAUCAAAAGUUACACAUUUCAGACUGCAACGUACAUUUCGCAUCUAAAAACUAUGCAAUCUUCACAGUGAAGUAUGCCUUUUUAUGUGAACAACGGAUAGAAUGGAAGGCUUAUGCAAGCACUAACGGUCACUAGCAAAAAUCAUACGCAGAGCAAAAACAUAUCUUGAGUCAACAACAUCAAUGAAUGAUAUACUCAGUACUCAUAAACAUCUUAUUAUUAAGCAGUUAUUACGUAUAUUAACAUACGUUUUCUAAGUUUUAUCAUGUUUACUUACAAUGCGUUAUGAGCUUGUUUAUUAUGCCGCUGUAACUGUUGUGAGACCUUCGCUCAAAAGAAUACAGCUAGGUAAUAGCCCAUGCAAUGAUAAUCAUAAAUGAAAAAUUAAAACCACGAUGGUCAACGACAAUAACUAUUGCUUUGCUUAGAUAUAUCUUGGCGCUGAAAAUUCGUCACGGCAUUGAAAGGGAAGUAGACUAAGCAGUGCCUUCUUUUGGGCGAAGUCCUUCGUGCGAGUCAGGAGAGACGGCUCGUAGCCUAAAACAAAAGUAGUUCAGACGUCGGCAUUCGGAACAAAUGAAAUGGUCUUAGCCUAACAGUCUUCGUUGAAUCUCGUCCAUUAUUUGAGCCAGUUCUUCUGGGUCAGGUAGCUCGUGUAUCGCCCUCUUUCCUAAAUGCCUGUUACUG